AUGGUCUUCUAUCCCAUGAAAUGGGUGCCCCCGUUGCCCGAAAUCCCAGACACCGUGCCCAUAUGCGACUUCGUGCUCGACGAGAAACACGGCCGGUCCCCUUACGCCGAGUCCAAGGACGCAUACACCUGCGGUCUGACGGGGAAGAGCGUCUCGGCGCGCCAACAGAAGGAGGAUGUCGACAGCCUGUCUCGCGCGUUGGCCAAGGAGUUUGGCUGGGCAGUGAACGAAGGCACGGAAUAUGACAAAGUCGUGGGCGUCUUCGCCCUGAAUACGAUAGACAUCAUGACACUCAACUGGGCAAUCCACAGAAUCAAUGGGGUCUCCGCUCCCGCCAACGCCGCCUUCAACGCCGACGAGCUGAGCUAUCAACUUACCAAUUCCGGGUCCAAGGUCCUGUUCACCGUCAUGCCAUUGCUGCAGACUGCCCUCGACGCCGCGGCCAAAUCCAACAUCCCGAGAAAACAUGUCUACAUCUGCGAAAUGCCCAACGACCCUCCCAUCCCCAAGGAAUUCAAGACCUUGUCUCAAUUGACCAAGCAAGGCCAAUCGCUACCACCGCUGGAGCCAAUCAGAUGGGAGAAGGGUCAGGGAGAACGGCAGACCGCAUUCUUGUGCUACUCCAGUGGAACCUCGGGACUGCCGAAAGGGGUCAUGAUUUCCCAUCGGAACGUCAUCGCCAACACUGUCCAGAUCGCCGAGUAUGACAAAGCCGCCCGCGACGCAAUAGCCCCUGGGUAUAAGGAUGUGGCGCUAGGUCUACUCCCUCAGUCGCAUAUCUAUGGGUUGAUUGUCAUCUGUCACGCUUCGACAUACCGCGGCGACCAAGUCAUUAUACUUCCAAAGUUCGAACUGAAUCAGUUUCUCAAUGGCAUUCAGAAGUUCAAUAUCAACACUCUCUACAUCGUGCCGCCCAUCAUCAUCGCUAUGGUUAAGAAUCGAGAGCUGACAAGCAAGUACGACCUGUCCAGCGUGACUAGCAUCUUCACGGGUGCUGCUCCUCUAGGCAAAGAGACCGCAGAGGAAUUGGCCUCUCAAUUUCCCUCGUGGAAGGUUCGACAAGGCUACGGUCUAACAGAGACGUGUACCGUCGUGUGCUCGACAUCUCCAUCUGACAUCUGGUUCGGUUCGUCGGGAUGUUUGAUACCUGGAUACGAGGCCAAAGUUAUGAGCAUUGAGGGGAACGAGAUCACCGGAUACAACCAACCGGGCGAACUCCUCGUCAAGUCACCCAGCGUCGUGCUUGGAUAUCUGAAGAAUCAAAAGGCCACAAUGGAAACGUUUGUGGAUAUGCCCGAGGGCAGAUUUAUGCGGACGGGAGACGAGGUGGAGUUUAGAGUGUCGCCAAAGGGCAACGAACAUAUCUGGGUCGUGGAUCGCAUAAAGGAGCUGAUCAAGGUCAAGGGUCUCCAAGUCGCCCCUGCAGAGCUCGAAGCGUGCCUGCUCAACCACCACGCCGUGGCCGACUGUGCCGUAAUCCCCGUCCAGGACGAUCGCGCGGGCGAGGUGCCCAAGGCCUUUGUUGUCAAGGCCAAGUCGGUAGGCUUGGAAGACAGCGAAGCUCUCCUCAAGCGGUCCAUCAUCAAGCACGUCGAGAAGGAAAAGGCCCGCCACAAAUGGCUUGCGGGUGGUGUCGAAUUCAUCGACGUGAUCCCCAAAUCCGCCAGCGGCAAGAUCCUCAGGAGGUUGCUUAGGGAUAGAGAGAAGGAGGCGAGAAGGAAGGCCGGCGCCAGGCUAUAA
This is a messenger RNA of Fonsecaea multimorphosa CBS 102226, 1740 nucleotides long. RefSeq lists its product as uncharacterized. NCBI's taxonomy places the organism in Eukaryota, Fungi, Ascomycota, Eurotiomycetes, Chaetothyriales, Herpotrichiellaceae. Bases 1 to 1740 code for a protein of 579 amino acids. The record is from RefSeq and is a predicted model, not a curated record. Gene Ontology annotation, molecular function: CoA-ligase activity. The transcript is spliced from 4 exons.